Messenger RNA from Westerdykella ornata, 4716 nucleotides. RefSeq lists its product as uncharacterized. The record is from RefSeq and is a predicted model, not a curated record. Gene Ontology annotation, cellular component: chromatin; nucleus. NCBI's taxonomy places the organism in Eukaryota, Fungi, Ascomycota, Dothideomycetes, Pleosporales, Sporormiaceae. Gene Ontology annotation, molecular function: chromatin binding; ATP binding; DNA binding. The coding region runs from base 1 to 4716 and encodes 1571 amino acids. Gene Ontology annotation, biological process: regulation of transcription by RNA polymerase II; nucleosome organization. The transcript has 5 exons.
AUGAUGCCCUCUUCCCCUGGCCGCAUGACGGCUUAUCCGCUCACGAAUGGCCAUUCGGCCUCGCUCCCACUUGAUAUUACACCCACAGUAGAGAACUCUACACCAGAGAUCCCCGGAACAUCCGACAGGCGCCACGACGUCACGCUCGAUUGUCCUUCCGACGAAGAUGCGCCUGGGGAGAUUCUUGACGAGAGAGAAGCCAUGGCUAUUGAGUCCAGCUCGUCCGAGGAUGAUGACGCCCUCGGGGAACCCGACGGCGACUAUGACUCGGAGACUCCACCACCUCAGCAAGAUGACAGCCGUCCAAGCAGUUCUUCGUCGCAGCAGUCACGUAGAUCCCUCAAGCGCAAGCUUAGCACCGAGGUUGAAGAAUAUAUCACGAAGAAUCCGGAGCUCUAUGGCCUUCGACGCAGCGUACGUGGUCCCAACAGUCCACUCGAAUCACGUCUGACCAUACCACAGGGCCGUGCUCGUCCGAACCGUCGUAUAGUUGAUGAUAGCGAUGAUGAAGACCAGUCCGCGUCCGAUGGUCGGCGCAAGCGACAACGGACAAACUCUAGAAAAGUCUCGAAUAUGCCUACCCCUGCCUACCAAUCGGUUGACUCGGACUCCUCCUCGGACGACUACGUUAAUGCGCGGCGGAACAUUCCUAGCAAAAAGCAGAAGCAGCGUCAAAUGCUGAUUGCCGCUGGUCACCUUCCACCGUCGCAAGCUGAGGUCCGUUUCUCCUCGCGUCGGACAAAGCAAGUCACCAAUUACAACGAGGAGGACGAUGAUGACUUCGAAGAAGACGAGGAUGAAGAUCUGACUCCGAAUUAUGCGUGGACCAUGGCUGCCGAAGACACCGGUCCAGUAAUUGACAAAGUUCUUGACCAUCGCCCGAAAGAGGGUCUUGAGCUCGAUCCCGCGUCCGUCGAGAAGACUGAUUUCGAAUACCUCAUUAAAUGGCAGAAUAAAGCUCACUACCAUUCCACGUGGGAAUCGUACGAGACUCUGUCGUCCUACAAGGGCGCUCGCAAACUUGACAAUUACUUCAAGGGUCCCGUGUUGAACGACAUGUACUACAUUCAGCGCAAGAAGAUAGAUCCAGAAGAAUAUGAACAGCAUAUGGUUGCGCGCGAAGCCGAGCGGCAGAGUCAAGCUGACUUCCACAUUGUCGAGCGCGUUAUCGGCACUCGCGACGGCGAGGAUGAGACCGAAUAUUAUGUCAAGUGGAAGGGCCUCACCUAUGAAUUCUGUACCUGGGAGAGCGCAUCCCUGGUCAGUAGCUUGGCACAAGGAGAAAUCGACCGUUACCUUGACCGAUCGUCGAAACUUCCGUCGUCUGACCGCAAGGAAAGCAAUCUGAACACCCGGCGCAAGUUUACGAAACUAGAUGAGCAGCCCGACUACAUCAAAUUUGGCAAGCUUCGAUCUUUCCAAUUGCAUGGGCUCAACUUCCUUGCGCACAACUGGUGCAAAGGCAACAAUGUCAUCCUUGCCGACGAAAUGGGUCUAGGAAAGACCGUCCAGACUGUCUCGUUCAUGAACUGGCUCCGCCAUGAUAGGCGACAAGAUGGCCCUUUCAUCUGCGUCGUACCUUUGUCCACCAUGCCAGCCUGGGCAGAUACCUUCAACAACUGGACUCCCGAUAUCAACUAUGUCAUCUACACAGGUCGGGAUGAGGCCCGCAAAAUCAUCCAGGAAUACGAGCUUCUGGUGGAUGGAAGGCCGGAUAAAGUCAAAUUCAACGUCCUCCUCACUACUUACGAGUACGUACUGGCUGAUUACCAGUUCCUGUCAAGUUUGAAAUGGCAAUUCUUGGCAGUGGACGAAGCCCAUCGUCUCAAGAACAGAGACUCCCAGCUCUACGAUCGCCUCCGGCAGUUUCAUGCACCUAGCCGUCUCCUCAUUACGGGCACUCCCAUUCAGAACACCCUUGGCGAGCUGUCUGCGCUCAUGGACUUCCUCAUGCCAGGUAAGAUUGUGGUGGACGACAACUUUGACCUUGCAUCGGAAGAUGCGAGCCGUAAGCUGGCAGAACUUAGCGAGGCUAUUCAGCCCUACAUGAUCCGGCGCACCAAGGAGAAGGUUGAGAACGACCUGCCUCCGAAGACGGAGAAGAUCCUUCGUGUUGAGCUGUCGGAUAUCCAGUUGGACUAUUACAAGAAUAUCUUGACGAGGAACUACGAAGCACUCAAUGAAGGUGGCCAAGGCCAGAAACAGUCUCUGCUGAAUAUCGUCAUGGAGCUGAAGAAAGCUAGUAACCAUGCGCUUCUGUUUCCAAACGCAGAGGCAAGAUUCCUUAAAGAGAAUGCCACCAAGGAAGAGACUCUGAAGACUCUGAUCACAACCAGCGGGAAGAUGAUGCUCCUCGAUCGCCUUCUCGCCAAGCUCAAAGCAGACGGCCAUCGUGUGUUGAUAUUCAGCCAAAUGGUCCACAUGCUUGAUAUAUUGAGCGACUACCUUCGCCUCCGAAACUAUCCGUUUCAACGCCUGGACGGCACGGUGCCGGCUCCCGAACGUAAGAUCGCCAUUGAUCACUUCAACGCCCCAGGAAGCGAGGACUUUGCCUUCUGUCUGUCAACGCGUGCAGGUGGCCUUGGUAUCAACUUGAUGACUGCUGACACUGUCGUCAUCUUCGACUCGGACUGGAACCCGCAGGCAGACCUGCAGGCAAUGGCGCGGGCUCAUCGUAUCGGCCAACAGAAACCUGUCACGGUCUACAGGCUGGUGUCCAAGGAUACGAUCGAAGAAGAGAUUCUUGAGCGAGCGCGCAACAAGCGCAUGCUCGAAUUCAUCACGAUUCAGCGUGGUGUCACCGACCGUCAACAAAAGGAGUUCAAUGACAAACUGAACCGUGCCGCGGGAGAGCCCAAUUCUGCGGACGACAUCAAUCAGAUCCUUAAACGCCGCGGCCAGAAGAUGUUCGAGCAGUCAGGAAAUCAGAAGAAACUAGAGGAGCUUGAUAUCGACUCCCUUCUUGCCAAUGCAGAGGAACAUAAGACCGAACAGGCCGCCGGGCUCACCUCUGAUGGCGGCGAGGAGUUCCUCAAGAACUUUGAGUAUACCGACGUCAAGAUCGAUCUCGAAUGGGACGAUAUCAUCCCCAAAGACGAACUUGAUGUUGUCAAGGCCGAGAUUCAGCACAGGAAGGAGGAAGAGGAGACGCAGCGUAUCCUAGCUGAGAAUGCUCCGCGGAAGCGCAAGGCCGCUCCGACGAGUGACCGGGAACAGCGUGCCGCCAAGAAGCGCGCCCGUGAAGCUACACGCCAGCUGGACGCAGACGGCGACGCCACUGAGGAUGGCUCGGAGUCCAGCGGUAAUGAUGACCCAAAGCGCCCUUUGACUACCAAGGAACUCCGCAGCCUUAUUCGCGCAUACGAGCGAUACGGAUCCCUCGAAGAACGUGGUGAUGACAUUGUUCGGGACGCGAAGCUUGUUGGGCGUGACAGGGAAGUUCUCAAGGCCACUCUAGACGAGGUGAUUGCCAAGAGUCGCGAACUCAUGAAGGAGGAGCUUGCACGGCGCAAGGCUCUUGAGGGCGACGGAGGCCGAGUCGUCACGAAGAAAGACAAGAAGACGGUUCUCUUCACCUUCAAGGACGUCAAAAACAUCAAUGCUGAGACGAUCCUCGACCGCCCCGUGGAGAUGAAGUUACUGAAGGAGGCGGUUGACGCUGCUCCUGACUGGCGCAGCUUUCGUGUUCCAGAUGCCACCAAGUAUGCUAAUUACACCUGUGCGUGGGGUGCCCGGGAGGAUGGCAUGCUCUGCGUGGGCAUUGCACGACACGGCUACGGUGCGUGGACUGCCAUUCGCGACGAUCCGGAACUAGGCAUGAGCGACAAGUUCUUCCUAGAGGAGCAUCGCGUCGACAAGAAGGAGGAGCGUAGCAAGGCCGAGGAGAAGAACGCAAAAUCCCCCGGUGCUGUCCAUCUCGUUCGGCGUGCCAACUAUCUCCUCACUCUCCUCAAAGCCAAGAUGGGCAGUGACCCCAACGCGAAGCGCCUCAUCGAGAACCACCACCGGAACAACAAGAAGCAUCAUCUGCAUGCUCACCGUCGUUCGGAGAAUGGUCUUAGCGUCUCCAGGAGCCCAGCUCCUAGUGCGCAGUCUCGCAAGGCAUCCUCCCGCGACACGGAGAGGCCUGGUCAUCGACCGCACGGGCAAGGCAAACACGGCGACCAGUAUCGACCGACUGAGGGUCACCGUAAGGAGCUUGGCCGCAACAACAAGUCCAACAUUGAGCGUCUCUCUCAACAGCUCGCUCGCUCUGGCACGCCCGAACUCCGACGUAACCCCAGCAUCGAGGCUGAGCGUCCCCGUCCAACGCACGGGCAGGGCGACAACAGUCAUAGAGCGAGCAUCGACUCCCCAUCGACGAAGCCUGUGGAGAAGAAAUCCGACGAUUAUGUGGAGCGCCGGAUGAAGCCUGUGCGUGACAACCUCGGGCGGUUGAGGAAGGCGAGCAUCAAGAACAUCCCGGACAAGGAGAAGAUGAUCAAGGUCCUCAAAGUGGAGCUCAUCGCCAUCGGAAACUUUAUCAGGGCCGAGACGCGGGAUAACAAAGAAUUGGAGGAUCGUCUUUGGACGAACACACUUAAGUACUGGCCAAGAUCUGGGGUAACGGUGGACCAAGUCAAGACCAUGUACAACAGGAUGCUCGGAUCCGAGAUGAACGGCAAGCAGGGAGUGAAGCAGUCCAAUGGACAGUCCACCAAGGCCAACGGUACCUGA